Molecule: messenger RNA, 4642 nt
Organism: Thalassophryne amazonica
Lineage: Eukaryota; Metazoa; Chordata; Actinopteri; Batrachoidiformes; Batrachoididae
Gene: il16
Product: interleukin 16
Biological process (GO): induction of positive chemotaxis; leukocyte chemotaxis
Molecular function (GO): CD4 receptor binding; cytokine activity
Source: RefSeq, a predicted model, not a curated record
UCAUAGGGUGGAGCCGGGGCGCUCUGGGUCACAGGGAGUCCAUUCAUGGCGUUCCAACUGGUGGAGGUGUGAGGUCACACUGUGAGCUGCUGUUAUGCUCUGACCAGAGGCAGGAGGGAGGAGAAGCAGUGAGGAGGAGGACGAGGAGGUCCGGCACUUCACCACGGACCAGAGGACACCACACUGGGUUCAGUCUGCACUGGAUCCUUCUCCCAGACGGCAACACAAUGAUGGGGUUCGAGUCUCUGUCUCCAUUAGGCUGGAGCAGAGCUGGGAGGGGUGUGCUGGAUCCUGAGCUGACCGUCAUGCCUCAGAGGAAGAGUGGCUCAGCGGCUGCCAAGACGAUGGAGAGAAGAGCCCAGAGGAGAAGAUCCAAAAAGCUGCCUGUGAUCUCCAGGUCCCUGAUCCCGUGCCGUUCAGACACCAAUGAUGACGGCCCCAGUCCAGAUGACAGACGUCGCAAGGCUGCCUUAGCGGGCUGCAGGACGUUUGGGCCAUGCUGGAGGACAGACCUUACUGCUGAGGACUCAACCGAGUACCACGAGGCAGAGAAGCAGCGCUGGAGAACGUCCCGGCAGACAGCCCAGAACACUAUAGGAGGUCCAGAGGAUGCACAACAGCUGUGUUUCCGCAAUAAAAGGAGGAUGAAGGGCUCCUUCAGCAUAAAGGACAGUUGCAUCUGGAGGAUGUGUGUUGCCACAGGAAUGGCUGAGGAGAUGUGUGCAGCAGCAACAGCUGAUAACAAUGUCCAGACCCGCAUUCAGGCCAACAGGAAUUCAGGCAGCCCACACAGGGAUUCCAGCUUUGUGAAUCCAGACCAGCUGGCAUCCUUUAACAGAAGCUAUCUAAAUGACUGGGACCAAAUGAAGAGCGUUCAUGUUCAAGCCUUCAGUGAGGACAUUUCCACAGAGGAUGACACUGUCUCUUCACACAGUUUGAUGAGUGCUCAGCAUCCUGCUCUGGUCUCAUCUGACCAUUUUCGACAGUCCACCUAUACACAAGAAGACGGUGUGGCCAACACCAACCAGCUGAAGUUUUCCAUUCCAGAGGAAAAUGAGAGGUUUUGGGACUCCGACAAGUCAGAGGACAGCGCACCAGGACAGGCGGCCCACCACCGGACACCUUCCAGUUCAGCUGGUGUUCAUCCAUACUGGAUUGGGGAUCUGGACAGUAUCAUCAUGAAUUUUCAAGAGCCAUGCAGGAACCAUCCCCAUGGGUCCAGUAGACUUCAUGGAAACAGGAAGUCUCUUUCUCAACUGUUACAUGUUCCGCGGAACACAACACAGCAUCCUCCUCGAUCGCUUAGCUCCGGCCACCUGAUGCAUUCCUGCAGCAACAUGCAGGCCUUCGUCAUCUGCAGCAUUGUGCUGAUGAAGGGUCACGGCAAGGGUUUGGGCUUCAGUAUUGUGGGUGGAAUGGACAGUUUGUGUGGACCAAUGGGAAUCUAUGUCAAGACCAUUUUCUCUGGAGGGGCAGCAGCAGAGGACGGGCGUCUGCAAGAGGGAGAUGAGAUCCUUGAACUAAAUGGAGAGUCACUGCAUGGUCUAAACCACGAUGAAGCCUUGCAGAAGUUCAAACAAAUCAAAAAGGGUUUAUUGACUCUGGUGGUGAGGACCAGUCUCCACGUGGAAUCCCUGUGUGCAGAGGUUCAGGUAGCCCAGCUGUGCCACACACGUUCGCUGACUUCCACGGCAGCCACGUCCAGGCUCAGUGCGGACUUUGGAGACUACAGCGGCCUGAGCAGCACUGUGACGGCUCAGCUCGCAAAACCUAGAGACUGUGUCAUGGUGGAGAUUAUCCUGUACAAAGAAGCUGGUGUUGGUCUGGGUGUUGGACUCUGCUGUGUUCCCUCUGCUGCUGGCUGUUCUGGGAUCUACAUCCACACUCUCUCUCCUGGAUCUGUAGCACAGAUGGACGGUCGACUGCGGUGUGGGGAUGAGAUCAUUGAGAUCAACGACACGGUGGUUUACAGCAUGACCCUGAAUGAUGUCUACACAGUCCUAAGCCAGUGUUCCCCAGGUCCAGUCCACAUCAUCGUUAGUCGACACUCUAAUCCCAAAAUAUCAGAGCAGCAGCUGAAAGAUGCCAUCACCCGAGCAGUGGAAAACAGCAAACGGAGGAACGAGCACAGUCAGUGGAGUACGGACGGUUUCCACUGGCUGCGGUCCUCUCACUCCCGACUGCACUGUGAUUGUUUCCCGGACAGACGUUGCAUGGUACUGACUGUCCGAAGACCACAGAAGGUCAUGACCCGCUCCAGCAGUGACAACACAAACAGCCUUCAUCGCAGUCGCUGCCUCACCAGUCACAACUAUCACAGCUCUCUGCACCACCCAACAUCCCGUGUCCACAGUCUGGGCACACCUGAGUCCAGCUCCAGGGUCCAGGAAGCUCCACGCUGGUACUGCCAGUCCCAGGAUGUGGCCGGUGAGGAAGGCUAUGCUGGAAACUCCAGUGGCUCCAGCAGAGGAUUGCCAGUCGGAAGGAAUGAAGUGGACCCACCAUCACACAGCAGCUGUCAGCAGGAAGCAGCCAACGAGACCGGAGGACACUCCGAGAGAACCCGUCCGGACGCUGCAGCUGGAGACAGUCUGCAUACAGGUGCUUCAUCAGUGCUGGUUUGCUUCCAGCCCAGGAGAGGAGCUCUGAGGAGGCAGACACGGAUCCAACAACAGCAGCUUCCUGAUCCCUGGGUCCCACUGUCACAGUCACCAGAGGUCCAGAUGGAAACCACACCACUGAGUGAACCCCUGUGCCAGCCUGUCAGCAUGAAUGAUGACAACAGGAUGGCCCCGGGUGACACUUCAAAUCCACUGUCCACUCCAAGUCCACAAAACCACACCACACCAGAGUCAAAGAAGGGCCCCCCGGUGGCACCAAAGCCGGCCUGGUUUCGACAGAGUCUGAGAAAAAUUCACAAUGUGCAGGACCAGAAAGAUCAGAGCCCAACUCUCCAAUGUGGCACCACCUUCAGUGUUAGUCCCAGAUCUGCUUCAUCUGCAGCUGGCCUGUCAAUCAAACAAAAGAUCCACUCAUUUGAGAUCUUUGCCAAUCAAAGCAGUCCACAGAAGGGAGGCAACAGGAAGAUUGUGACCCCAUCCACCUCACUUCCUGUGAUGAAUAAAGAUCCCAGGAGUCAGUCUGCUGCACCGGCUGAUGAGAAAAGCAGAAACACCAUCUCCAAUCAGAAUCAGAACGGUGACUCCAUGCCUUCAACUAUGAUAGCUACUUCCUGUGAUGCUGAACCCCCCUCUGAUUCUGAAUCAGAGGAGGAAGAAUCACUGCUCGUUCCACUCAGUGAUGUCGCAAAUGUUCUCUGUGCCAGUGCGGAGCAUGACAGACCUGACUUCAGUGCAACCACAGAGUCCGGCUUAACACAUCCAGAUCUGUCCUCUUACAGUUCCAGUCCAACUGCGAAACCUGCAGAUGGAAAUGAAAGAGAUGUGAGUCUAAAUCAUCCAGAAAGUCCCACUGUGGAGGACGAGUGUUUGGACAAAGUCCUCGCCUUCAGUAACCAGGUUUCACAGGCAUUGAUGCGGAGUCUACCCAUGAACCCGUGCAGUCCAAGCCACAGUGACACUCUGUCACUGGACCGUCAAGGUCUGUGGACUUCUGACACUGACAGAGGAUUCUCGGUCAGUUUGGCCAAACUAACAAAGUGCAGCCAUAACCUAGAACAUGAGGACUCUCACGUUCACUCUGUCAACUCAGUAAUCCCUUCACAAGAAAUCCAGCAACUGGUUGAAGAAGCUCUGGAUGAAGACACGCUGAAGCAGCAACUGAUGGACAUUCAUGUUGUGAUUUUGCAUAAAGAGGAAGAAACUGGACUCGGCUUCAGUAUUGCCGGAGGUUCUGACCUGGAACACAAGGCGCCCACAGUCCACAGAGUAUUUCCUGGUGGCCUAGCGGAUCAGGAAGGAACCAUUCAAAAAGGAGAUGAAGUGCUGUCCAUAAAUGGACAAACACUUCAUGGGGUUCCCCACGCAGAUGCCACAGCCGCUCUGCGUCACGCCCGUGCCCUCACACUGGCAGUGGUGGUCAUCCGCAAGAGAACUGCUCACGAUGGCAGUCAGGUCGAGCCACAGAUGGAACAGCAGGGGCCAGCAGUGUGUGUGGAGCUGGAGAAAGGCCCUGGAGGGGUUGGAUUUAUUCUGGAGGGAGGAAAAGGCUCGAUUCAUGGAGACAGACCAUUAGUGAUCAGCAGGAUUUUUGAAGGUGGUGCAGCAGAGCAGUGCGGUCGCAGUGUAGACAAACUGCUCCAGGUUCAAGGCAUCAGUCUGCUGGACAUGAGCCGCUUUGAGGCCUGGAACCUCAUCAGAGGCCUGCCUGAAGGAUCCAUCACCAUGAAGAUCAGCAGGAACCAGGCGGAUGGUGGCAGCCUGGAAAAAGUCGUGAUGCGGAAGAGCCAGCAUCAACACCAGCUGUUCAUCUGUCAGAAUAAAGGAGUUCAGUCAGUGGGAAAUGCCAUGUGUUCAGCCCUGUUUCAGGACAGCUGGCUGUAAAAGUGAUGAAUUAGAAGUUUCAUCUGACACGUGAUGAUCGAACAAUCCAUGAUUUCAGCCCAUCAAUGUGACAUUUCUCAGUCUGACAGAAUUUCACAGUUAGUGCUUUAUUGAUCUGAAGUAAUAAAAACAUUAAAAUG